Triticum dicoccoides is the source of this 856-nucleotide messenger RNA. RefSeq lists its product as uncharacterized. Bases 45 to 662 code for a protein of 205 amino acids. The transcript has 4 exons. Lineage: Eukaryota; Viridiplantae; Streptophyta; Magnoliopsida; Poales; Poaceae. The record is from RefSeq and is a predicted model, not a curated record.
AAGGAGCACUCCAUCCCGCUGAUAACAAUGUUUUGAAAGAGGAGAUGACGGAUUUGGUGGAGGAGAGGAACUCCCUCAAGGACGAAAAGAGGAGCCCUGUGUACAGAAAACUUGUGAUGCUGCUUUGUCAAGUGCUUGUGUGGUGGUUUCGAUUUGACCUAGAAGACCGCCGCUUCGCUCCUCCGGGUCUGCUUAUUCCCGGGUCGCCGCUGGUCCCACGAUGGAGGAAACGCUUGUCUUGUUUUUCUGUAUUGAGCAAACGCUUGUCUUGUUUUUCUGUAGCAUUCACCAUGCAUGUCUCGUGUGAUCCUUGUGCAGGCCGUAUAGCACUAAUUGGACUGCGGUGGUCUGGUGACACCUUCCCUUGUCCAUGGAGGAUCCUCAAUAGGCAAGAACAUAUGCCACUGCUGAUCCGAAGCUCGUGCCAGGGGAAGGGAUUCUGUCAUUGCCUUCUAUGUGGGUGGCGUAGACCACUGUGUGCCGCCUCUUCCAUGGACGCAGCAGCUGCUCCGACCCCGCUGCCGACGCCAUGGAGAUCGUCAAGAUUGCAUUCCUCGGGAAGAUACUCCUUUCGUCCAUCAAACCUAUCGGACAUGAUGGAAAAUCUCCAUCGCGCACGACACCGGUCAUUUUCUCUUGCCAAGCGGUGCUGCAGAAGUUGACGCGGUUUGGGCUUGAAGAUGCACACGAUGGCGCCGUCGUCCUCGUGCUUUCUUCGCUGAUGAAGAUGCACUGGAUGGCGUCGUUGUCCUCGGGCUCUCUCCGCUGAUGAAGAUGCACUGGAUGGUGCAGUCGUCCUCGGGCUUUCUCCGCUGAUAAAGAUGCACUGGAUGGCGGCGUCGUCCUUGAGCUUUCU